Molecule: messenger RNA, 6647 nt
Organism: Pocillopora meandrina
Lineage: Eukaryota; Metazoa; Cnidaria; Anthozoa; Scleractinia; Pocilloporidae
Source: the annotation of a GenBank genome assembly
AUUUGUAGAAGGAGACGACGCGACCAAUGAGUGAUCGUUCAACGAUGAAGUUGUGAGCCAUUAAGAUCACUAAUUAGUCACCACAAUUUAUUUAAAAGAACGAAACAGUUUCUUUUCUAUUGAAUAACCUAUCAAUAAUCAAUUAAGAUGUAUAUAGCGACGGUUUUGACGGGUAUUGCUGUCGUGAUCGUACUUGUAGCAUAUUGGUUGAGGGGCCGAAAAGACCCUUCUAAGCCAAGAAUUUGUGUCCUAGUGCUCGGAGAUAUCGGCAGAAGUCCUCGUAUGCAGUAUCAUGCUCUUUCUUGUGCAAAAGCAGGCUUUCGGGUGGAUAUGGUCGGAUUUGGAGGUAUGAAAUGAUACUGGCUUCAUGAAAAGUAUGCUUGGGGUGGGGUGGGGGGGUUUGGUAUUCAGACAGUGUUGGGGUGCGCUAAUAUUUAAUUGCUCGAGGGGUGUUUUAGGCCUGUUGGAAGGUGAAAAGUAUUGGUUCGUAUAUUUUUCUGAUGUAUUUUACAAUGGGUGAUGGUGAGCAUUGUUGUUUUCUUUUAAGACUCUUACGAACUGCAUCAUGCAUAGUUUAAUAUCCUCUCUGUGAACCUUUAAAAAGGGAUUUAAGAAAUUCUUGAUCAAUUUUUCUGAGAGUAAUGGAAACUGCAAGGUACAUCUUUAGAUGGCACAUUGGUUUUUACACAAACAUUUCUGUACAUCUAUUCAGUCAGGAUCUUAUGGUGGGAUUAAUUUACUUAUGGGUUAGAUUCUUGAGUCUUGGAAUCCACCUUUCACUACUCCUAAGACUGUAGAAUCUCCAAUAUUUUUACUUCAUAAGGGAAUGGAAAUGGGUUUUAAUUGAUUAUUAAAGAGUUUUAGGGAAGCCAUUGUUAGUUUCAAUUAUCUAGAGUUUUAGUAAACUUAGUUUUUGUGUUUUCAGUAUUAUAUUAUUUUCUUCUCAGUUCACCAGUGUAAGAGUGCUAGACAUUGUGGCAUGCAUACUUUUAAAAAUUUCUUAGCUUCUAGAGAGGUUUUAUAAUCGUGUUCUUUGCCUCUAUACUAUUCAGGGUCUAAUCCAAUAAAAGAACUCGCAGAGAGUGAAAAAGUCGUAAUCAAGACAUUGCCAGAAUUUCCUGAAUCUCUGAGAGGUAUGGAGUUGCCCAAUGCUAUCCUAAAAAUAUUUAAGAAUGGUCUACAACAAGGGAAGCUAUAGGACUAGGGGAAUUAGACUCUGAGCCUUUACUCCACAACAGACAAAAUACAUAAUGCACCCCAAUGCACUUUGCAGCAGUUCAUCAUAUUCCAUGUCCUCACUUACUUAGCUUGAAAUCUGACAUGAGAAUCCCUUCUCUACCCUGUCCCCCUUGGAAUUGUCAGCCUGGUAUUCUAAUAGUCUUGAAUGGUUAAUGGGAGUGAGGAAAUACCGCUGUAUGAGAGUGACAUGAUUACAGAGUAUAAAUUAUACUAAUUGUACUCUAUUACUUUUUCUUAUUAAUGAUGCACAUGUUAAAUAACUUUUAACACCAUUUCAUUCUGGAUAAUUUAUAGGUUUGCCCAAGUUGCUGUUUUAUGCCUUGAAAGCAAUCAUUCAGUUUUUCCAACUCUUUGUAACACUUCUAAGCUGUGGCUCACGAUGUACCCAUUUGUUAGUUCAGGUAACUGAAUAACCUUCUAAAAUAGUUCCAAUAAUUGUGUUAAUUUGUUGAUUAAUAACCGUCUUCCAUCAUUAUUGUGACAGAAUAAUAAUAAUACUGUUCUGUUUAAUGUAUAGAAUCCUCCAGCCAUCCCCUCCCUGGCAGCAGCAUGGUUUGUGAGUCUCCUUUGUGGAAGUAAAUUUGUCAUUGAUUGGCACAACUAUGGGUUUACAAUCUUGGCUCUGGGAGUGAAGAAUACUGCAUACCCUCUUGUAAAGGUAGCUAAAUGGUAGGUUGUUCUGUGCAAGGCUGUGGGAUUAGGAAAGGGAACCCAGAUAAAACUUGGGGCAAAGGACUAGAGAGAAAUGAGCUCAGGAAAAAUUGGAUUACAAUAUUAUCAAUUUAAAUAACAAUGAUAAUUAAGUUGUGUAGCAAUGUAGUUGAAAUGAAAUCAUUUGUUCAACUAAGACCCAGUUGAUAGAAGGGGGCAGUAUGGAAACAAAACAGAUAGCAGAAAAGUUAUGGUACACUACGCUGUUUACAGCUUGUCAAGUGCAAGGUAAAUUGUGCUAACUUAAAAGGUAAAAAUUAUUUUUAAGACCAAAAUACAACAGAAUGAUUUCACAGAUUGAUGGCUAAUAACUUUUACACCUAAUUGACAAGAUGAUGAGGAAUUGAUGAAAAUGUUCCUCCCCCCCCCCCUUGACUUUCCACCCAACCCGAGGAGUAUGUGGAAUGAUCAUUAGGAAAGGGGAGGGGACAGAAUUUGUAUAUGUUGGUAUCAUAGCUAACAUAAGGAUAUGAACUGUUCAAAUGGUAUAAAAGUUUUGUAAAUUUUUCAUAGAAUACAAUGUCUCUACCCUCAAAGGGACUAUUUAUGAUUUCAUUGUUUCAAUGUAUUGUCUUCCUUUUCAACUGUAUGCAGGUAUGAGUUCUUUUUUGGAGGUAUGUCAUCAAUUAACCUGUGUGUCACUCAGGCAAUGCAAAGAGACUUGUGGGAAAAAUAUGAAAUAAGGUCUGUAAUUGUUACGUGAUCAAAUAAGUGAAUUUUACCACAAAUUAAAUGAAUAAAAUUAAUAAGUAAUGAAAAACUGGUAAAUAUCUAGUUUGAAACAAUCCAAAGCUGCAUCUAACAAUAUGCAUGUGAAGCCAAUAUAAAUAUACAUAUUUAAACAUAUAUAAAUAUUUAUGUGUAUGUAUGUAUUUAAAUAAAUUUAUAUACAUGUAGAAAAUAGCCCAAAACUUUUUUUCUUUUUCUGUAGGGCACACACUUUGUAUGAUCGGCCUCCAUUGCGGUUUCAUGAAAUGGAUCUCUCUACACAACAUCAAGUGGGUAAUUCGAACAAGUUUUUAAUAAACUAAAUAAUGCAAAUUAAAUAAUUUGGUAAAACCCUGGCUGUCAACAAGACAAAGUAGGCAUGGGUUUGUCAAUGCCUAACUGGUUAACCCUUUAAACCCAAAUAGUAACUAGCAUUGAAUUUCUUCUCACAAUAUCACCCCUGAAUCACACAUUAGGGUCAUGAGAAUAAAGGAGAUGAUCACCAACUAAAGACGCUUUUGAUCAGUAAACAAAUUCUCUUUGUCAGCACCUUAGGAAAUGUAUAAAGAACAGUAUUGAGAAUAUGCAUAAUGACAUUAGGGUUUAAAGGCUUAAAAUAAACAAGGCAGUUGUACAUAAGCCUCAGACAUAGUUUACAUUACUUUACCUAACAAGAAGUAAUGUACGAUUAGCCAAUCAAUCACAUCAGUCAUAUAUCAAACUUUCCUCAUGCUAUCCCUUUGGAUUAGACUGGAUAUUGUGUGUCUGGAUUGCUUAUGUUGAUAUCUAAAUACAUUACCUUCCAGCUUUUUCUAAAGCUUUCCAAGGAAUAUGAAGUUUUCAGUGCACCAGAAAGGUAUAGUCAUUUUUUUGUUCUUAUUUCUGUUUUCACAUGUAAGUUUUGUUUUUUUAAUCAAUUAACGUGAAUGCAUGCUCUUCUUGGAAGUCCUUCAGAAUUCAAGAAUGAUGUAACUUCUAUGACAGCAUUCACCAUUCAGUUAAAAGAUGGAAGAAUUCUUUUCAGACAACAGAGGCCUGCUCUCCUAGUCAGCAGCACAAGUUGGACAGGUAAUCAUUAAAAUCCUUAUUGACUAAGAAAAAACAUUCUUUAAAUUGUUUGCUGAGAAGCAAUGCUUAUGACAGUAACUUUCAAGUACAGGAUGUGCUUGUUUGUUGUAAUACAGAGAGCCAUUGGCUCACUGGCUAAAGUACUAAAUGAACAUAUAGUUGAUUUUAGAAUUUUGGGAUUGUUUGUUAGUUGUACCUCAAAAUAUAACUGAUGCAUACUGUUGUCUUCAUUAGUCACAAUGUUGUGUUGUAACUCACAACACUUUUUUUUUAAAUAUUUAUAGAAGAUGAAGACUUCUCAAUUCUACUGGAUUCUCUUGAAGGUAAGAACCACCAGGAACUUUAAAACCUCUUGAUCUGUUUUACUGAGGAAAAUAAAUGUACAUGUAUUUAACAAAUUAGAUAUUUUCUUUAAAUGAUCUUGGGGUAAACAGCAUUACUGAAUAGAGCAUAACAUCACGGGAAGUUAGCAGAAAGGAUGUUGUGCUUUAGAAGACGAAGGAACUAAGGAUUUCCACCACCAUUCUGUCUCCUUUCUAGUCUUUCCUGUGAAAUCAUAUUCAUACCUUUCCCUUCCUUCUACCCAUUUACUAUUUUGGGAUCCCUCUUCCCAUUAUCAAGUACAUGUUUCUUAAUUGGAACUAAGUAGAACUGAGUGGAGGCCUGUAAAGCUUAUUUCACAAGUUUGGAAGAUAUACAUCAAUAGGAAUUUUCUGAAAAAUUAUAAUCACUGAUUAAUUUCAAAUUAUUUGUCUAUCAAAUAGAGUAUGAGAAGGUUAUAAGUGAGGACCAAGCAUCCCUUCCUUCUAUAGUUUGUGCCAUAACUGGUGAGUGCUGGGUAAAUAAAGUUCCAAUCAGAUUACCAGUUAAAUCAAUCCAGCAGUACGAAAGACUAAUUGCACCUCUGUGUUUGCUUUGUUCUCUUUAACAGGCAAGGGACCUUUAAAGGAAUAUUAUCAAACAAUAAUUAGUAAAAAGAACUUUAAACAUGUAAAAAUAUGCACUCCAUGGCUUGAGCCAGAAGACUACCCACGCCUGUUAGGUGAGUGCUUAAGUUGACCCUGUAACUCACCAUUGUCUUAACGCCCAAGAUCUGGUUGUUAGUUCUCCCCUCUAGUUGUUACACACCUCCUUGUUAAUUAGUUAUGAGGAUUAGAUGUUAGAUCUAGAUAACCUGUUAAGUUUAAGUAUUCUCACUACCUGUUUGUCAGUUAAUGUAAGGAUAUUUUAGAGAGAACUUACAUGUUAAUCACUUCUGGGAGUUAAAGGAUGAAGCACACCCCUGAACUCGUCUCACAGGGGGGUGACUCUUUGUUUGUGCUUUUUAUUUGUUAAAUUCCUGUACAGAUUGCAAAUUAAUAUAUCUAUAUAAAUAUCUCACACAGUUGUAUGCCAGUUUUUCUCUGUUGGAUAAAUUACACUGUUCCUAAAUAUUCAGCACAUUUCAUUCUAACUGACUAACCAACUUUGAAUUUUAUAACUUAUUUGAAGGUUCAGCUGACCUUGGUGUGUGUCUGCACAAGUCAUCAUCAGGUUUAGAUUUGCCAAUGAAGGUUAGCCAGUCAGUUGUUCAAUAUUCCUCUUUAUUUCUUUACAGUCAUACCUAAAAAGUUGAUUAUUAAAUCACUUAUUUGUGUAUUGUCAAUUGCCAGGUUGUGGACAUGUUUGGUUGUGGCUUGCCUGUGUGUGCUAUACAUUUUGAGUGGUAAGCAAUGUACAAAUAUUUACAAUUAUAUAAUAAGCUUAGUUAUGCAUGCAUUCUGAUUGGUUCUCACUUAUGAUCUAUUGCAGGACAGACGUAUAGAUGACGUCAUCAUUAAAACUUUUUUUAAUUCUUUAUUAUAUAAAUCAAAUAGAUUCCAAGUUACUGAACAGACGCAUGGCAACUUGGAAUCUAUUUGUUAGUUGGUUAAUUACCGGGCACCUAUUAAUCAUUUGAUCGUGCAGUACUCAGUUAAUUUAUAAGGCAAUCAAUAUUAACUAGUGUUAUAAUGAAAGACAAAAAAAAAUGUGACUCAUAGGAAUGGCAAGUGUGGUAUAUUUGGGAAAAGAAAUUGGCAUGUACACGUACUAUGUAUUACAACGUGCUGCGUGAAAGUUUUCGUAAACGAUAAAGUGAAGAACAGCUCUCCUCCACUGACUGUCCGUAAACUUUUGCCUGACAGUGUUAUCGACUGAGUAUUAACGGGAUGCCAGGAAAACGUAUAGUUUACCGAAAUUUGCCUGUUGCAAUGAUUACCCUUUGUUAAGUAAGCCUACUCCUCUAACAUUUAAUGAGACCAGCGUAAGAUAACCAGGCAAUUUUCGCCUUCAUUUCAGCUUACACGAGUUGGUCAAACAUGAAGAGAAUGGUCUGAUAUUCCGCGACAGUAUGGAGCUAACUCAACAACUAAAAGUAAGGUUCAAAAUCCGGCCUUGUUUGUUAAAAUCAGAACCUGAGCCUAUUCCUGUUAUAAGGCUCAUUUAUCUUCCAUAAUGUGUUGUUGAUAUUGUUGAUAGGGAAAUACUUAUUUUGAUUUCCCUUUUUUUUUUUUUUCCCAAAAACGAUGAUUGAAAGGAACUAUGUUUUUUUGGAAGGUGAUGGAGAACAUCAUCCAACAUACGCUUGGGGUUACACUCUGAUACCAUGCAUACACUUAUGAAUAAACUUCCACGAGACGCGUCGUCGAGAAAGUCCGUUCUUAAAAUCACAAAAAUAAGAGAAGAGAACUGUCAUCUGAUAGUAUUGUUUUGAAUUUCAGAAACUCUUUCGAGGCUUUCCCCUGAGCAAGCCGUUACUCACUAGUUUCAGAGAGAACUUAGCAAGUUUCCAAAGGACGAGAUGGGAUGCGAGUUGGAAAAAAAUUGUCCUGCCAUUGCUAAAAGAGAAAUGAAACAUGUACAAAUGUUUCCUUAAAUUCAUCUCAAUUAAUAAAAUUCAG